Messenger RNA from Panthera uncia (snow leopard), 1276 nucleotides. It is a transcript of the gene TMEM221, whose product is annotated as transmembrane protein 221. The transcript is spliced from 3 exons. Lineage: Eukaryota; Metazoa; Chordata; Mammalia; Carnivora; Felidae. The record is from RefSeq and is a predicted model, not a curated record. The coding region runs from base 255 to 1130 and encodes 291 amino acids.
CCGGGAGGGGGCGCCCGCAGGGUCCCCAGAGAGAGGAGAAAAGACUUUGUCCCAAGUUUUCGCGGAGCUUCCUCAUCCCCGCUGCGAUCGGCGUCCCAAUCCCCCUACGGCCCCCCAAUUUUCAGACACCCCUUGCGGUCCCGCCCCCUUUCGGAACUCCUGGGGGCCCCUGGACUCCCGCCCAACUUCUCUGCCGCUAAAAAUCUCUUUUAUUCCUCGACCGCCCCCCCACCCAGGCCCGCGGGACCCCUACCAUGGCCCGGUCUUACGGGGGCCGGGUGCUGGCCGCGAUGACCCUGCUGGGCAUCCCGGCGGCGGUGCUGGCGGCGCUGGGAGCGCAGCUGCUGUUCCAGCUGCAGGCGGGCCGCGCGGAGCUGCGGGGAAUGCGCGCCGACGGGCUGGGCCCGGAGCUGGACGCCGGCCCAGGGCUGCCCGAGGACGCGGCCGGGGCGCUGCUGCCUCUGGCCGCCGCGCUUGCUGCGCUCGCCCUGGUGUUGGGCCUCACCAGCCUUCUGCUCGCCGCGCUCUGCGGCCACCUGGGCGCCGAACUGGCGCGGGGGCCGGGUCCCGGCAGGUCUGACUGGUUUCUCUAUGACUGCCGCCUCCUCAGACACGUGGCCCUUGGCCUCUUCUGCUGCGGGGUCUCUGUCUACUUAGCAGCACUGUCCAUCUACGCCCUGCUGCUCUUUGAGAUCGAGACAGGUGCAGCCGCCGCCUCCAUCCUCGGAGUGGGGGCUCUGGUCCUGGUGGCGGCACUGACCCACACCCUGGUCCGAGCUGCCCGGGCCACCCGCCGUGGCCUCCACGAACUGUCCCCACCGCACUUUGAAGAUGAUCCUGUCCGUCCUGCUGAAGUCUCCAAGGCCAGCCCCAGGGCUCAGCCCCAGCAGGGUACCCACCACGGGACCCCCUACUCAUCCUUCCCAGAACCUGGGGACCCCGUCAGACCCACGGGUGCUGCUACAGUGCCUACGGCCAAGGGAGGAGGCUGGGAGGGCAGCCUGCCUUUAUCCCGCAUGCACCGGACACUGUCAGCUGGCAGGGGGCACUGGGAAGGGAUCACCCAUGAGAUGCGCAGCAUGCUGGGCCACAGGCCAGGGGGCUCAGGGAAGGACUCCACCCUGGUGUGAACCCAGGGACCAGGGACAGAGACCUGGGAUCAGGCAGCAGGAAGAGGAUUCUGUAAAGAUAAGUCUAGGCUCAGCCAUAGUAGCAGUAUGACUUGAUUUCUCAGUUCACAGCAUCCCUGGUUUUUGUCAUGAAGGUUGCUUCAUGG